Messenger RNA from Syngnathus acus (greater pipefish), 4000 nucleotides. RefSeq names its product diacylglycerol kinase delta-like. Lineage: Eukaryota; Metazoa; Chordata; Actinopteri; Syngnathiformes; Syngnathidae. Gene Ontology annotation, biological process: diacylglycerol metabolic process; intracellular signal transduction; lipid phosphorylation. The transcript has 30 exons. Bases 32 to 3655 code for a protein of 1207 amino acids. Gene Ontology annotation, molecular function: protein homodimerization activity; ATP-dependent diacylglycerol kinase activity; protein heterodimerization activity. The record is from RefSeq and is a predicted model, not a curated record.
ACGAGGUUGACGCGGAGGGAGGAGGCCCAGGAUGGCGGCGGCGGGGGCAGCUACGGACAUUUUCGGCGCUCGUUACCCGGACGAGUCGUCGGACAGCGAACCGGAGCAAGAACCGGGCACCCCGCAAAAGCUCAUCCGGAAAGUGUCCACUUCCGGUCAGAUCCGCAGCAAGACGUUGUUGAAGGAAGGAGACUUGAUGAAGCAGACCAGUUCCUUCCAGCGUUGGAAGAGAAGAUAUUUCAAACUGAGGGGAAGAACGCUUUACUACGCCCAGAACGCCAAGUCCAUCAUCUUUGACGAAGUGGACUUGACGGACGCCAGCGUGGCCGAAUCCAGCAUCAAGAACGUCAACAACAGCUUCACGGUGAUCACCCCGUGCCGGCGUCUGAUCCUGUGCGCAGACAACCGGAAGGAGAUGGAGGAGUGGAUCUCGGCUUUGCGCAGCGUCCAGAACCGGCAAAACUAUGAGUCUACCCAGUACAGCAUGGAGCACUUCAGCGGAAUGCACAACUGGUACGCCUGCUCGCACGCCCGGCCCACCUACUGCAACGUGUGCCGAGAAGCUUUGUCGGGAGUCACCUCACACGGACUCUCCUGUGAAGUCUGUAAAUUUAAGGCUCAUAAGCGUUGCGCGGUCCGAGCCACUAACAACUGCAAGUGGACAACGCUGGCAUCCAUCGGGAGGGACAUCUUGGAGGACGAGGACGGGGUGUGGAUGCCCCACCAGUGGCUGGAGGGGAACCUGCCCGUGUCAGCCAAGUGCGGCGCCUGCGACAAGACCUGCGGCAGCGUCCUCCGCCUGCAAGACUGGCGAUGUCUUUGGUGCAAGGCUAUGGUGCACUCGGGCUGCCGGGAGCAUCUGUCCAUCAAGUGUCCGCUGGGCCAGUGCAAAGUGUCUGUCAUCCCCCCCACGGCGCUCAACAGCAUCGACUCUGACGGCUUCUGGAAAGCAUCGUGUCCUCCGUCCUGCACUAGUCCGCUCCUGGUCUUUGUCAACUCCAAGAGCGGAGACAACCAGGGCGUCAAGUUCCUGCGGCGCUUCAAGCAGCUGCUCAACCCCGCGCAGGUUUUCGAUCUGAUGAACGGUGGACCUCACUUGGGGCUGCGUCUCUUCCAGAAGUUCGACACCUUCAGGAUCCUGGUGUGCGGAGGCGACGGCAGCGUGGGUUGGGUUCUGUCCGAGAUCGACGCGCUCACGCUGCACAAACAGUGCCAGCUGGGGGUUCUGCCGCUGGGAACCGGCAACGACCUGGCCCGCGUUCUGGGCUGGGGCUCCGCCUGCGACGACGACGCUCAACUGCCUCAAAUCCUGGAAAAACUGGAGAGGGCCAGCACCAAGAUGCUGGACAGGUGGAGCGUCAUGGUGUACGAGAGCAAGUUCCCACGGCAAGGCUCUACUUUUGAGGCUGAGGACUGCGCUGACGACUUGGAGGUGCAGCAGAUUCUGACUUACGAGGACUCCGUAGCCGUUCACCUCUCCAAGAUUCUGACGUCGGACCAGCACUCGGUUGUCAUUUCCUCUGCCAAGGUUCUGUGCGAGACGGUGAAGGACUUUGUGGCGCGGGUGGGCAAGGCCUACGAGAAGAACACAGAGCUCUCACAGGAGUCUGACGUCAUGGCCAAGAAGUGCGGGCUCCUGAAGGAGAAGUUGGACCUCCUCCUGCGGACUCUGACCCAGGAGUCCGAGGCAUCCCGUCGGGCCGCCUCUCCUCUUCCUCCGGAAGAUGGGGGCCCCUUGGCUUUAGUGUUGCCCCUCCUCUGCGCGCCUCCUGGCCCCUCCCCUGACUCCGCCCCCUGCCCCGCCUUUAAGCCUCGCGAGCAGCUGAUGCUUCGGGCCAACAGCCUGAAGAAGGUCAUCCGGCAGAUCAUCGAGCACGCUGAGAAAGCUGUGGACGAGCAGAACGCGCAGACGGCGUCCAUCUUCUCGGCACCCGCGGCGCAGGUGGACGGCGGCCCGGCCGAGGACCGAGAGGACAGGGUAGACCGAGAGGACGACGACAACAAGGCGGCGGAGGAUGACGCCAAACGGCGGGCGGCCGGCCGAGCCAGCAAGACGCCGCCGUGCGAGCGGCUGACGAGAAAAGGCAGCCUAUCGCUGGGCGGCUCCACGUCACUUCCCGCCCACGCGCCAAGUCGAGACAACGUGCCCAUGCUCAACACCAAGAUCUUCUAUCCCGGUCUGCAGGCAGGCGCGUCUUCCUCCCUGUCUGACGGUUCCCUCAUCAGUCGACUGCUGCUCAACGCCGAGUCGCUUGCGUCAUGUGACCCCGACAACGUGGACCGCUACACCGAGAAGUGCGUGAUGAACAACUACUUUGGCAUCGGUCUGGAUGCCAAAAUUUCUCUGGACUUCAACAACAAGAGAGACGAACACCCCGAGAAGUGCAGGAGCCGCACCAAGAACAUGAUGUGGUACGGCGUACUGGGAACCAAAGAGCUGCUCCACAGAACCUACAAGAACCUGGAGCAGAGAGUUCUGCUGGAGUGCGACGGGCGAGCCAUCCCCCUUCCCAGCCUGCAGGGCAUCGCCGUCUUGAACAUCCCCAGCUAUGCCGGAGGGACCAACUUUUGGGGAGGAACCAAAGAAGACGACACCUUCACCGCUCCGUCUUUCGAUGACAAAAUUCUGGAGGUGGUGGCUGUGUUUGGCAGUAUGCAGAUGGCCGUGUCUAGGGUCAUCAACCUGCAACACCACCGCAUCGCACAGUGUCGCACAGUGAAGAUCGCCAUCCUGGGGGAUGAGGGGGUUCCGGUGCAGGUGGACGGCGAGGCCUGGAUCCAGCCUCCGGGCUACAUCAAGAUUCUCCACAAGAACCGGAGCCAGACGCUGACCAGGGACCGCGCUUUUGAGAGCACCUUAAAGUCGUGGCAGGACAAGCAAAAAUGCGAAUUCCCUCGGGACCCGGCCGCUCCGACGCCACUCGGCAACCACCCCGAGAUCCUCACCGAGGAAGAGGCGGCGCUCCUACGAGACUUGGCGCAGGAGGUCGGAGUCCUCAUCGGCAGCAUCUGUCAGCUAGCACAGAGUCACCGCAGUCUGGAACAGGAACUGGCGCACGCCGUCAACGCCAGCUCCAAGUCCACGGACCGCGUCUACACGCAGACCGGCGCCCUCAGGGCGGCGAGCUGCAGCGCCGUGGUGGCCAUGGUGAAGGACGUGAAAGCAUUGCUCAGCGAAACAGAGCUGCUCCUGGCGGGAAAGAUCUCCAUGGCGUUGGACGUGGCCCAACAGGAGCUGUUGAACAGCGCGCUGAGUCGCGUGCGUCAGCGUCUGGGCGGCCUGGCGGCCGUUCCCUGGCUAAACCUCGACCCGCCGGAGCAACAGGAUCCCCUGGCUAAGCCCAGUCGUGGCGCCAAAUUUCGCCUGGUCCCCAAGUUUAAGAAGGACAAAAACAACAAAGUCAAAGAGACAUGCAGCUCUCUCACUCUGCCAGUUCACCAGUGGGGCACGGAGGAGGUCGGGGCCUGGCUGGACUUCCUGUGCCUGCCGGAGUACAAGGACAUCUUCGGGCGACAUGACGUGCAAGGCGGCGAGCUCCUGCACCUGGAGCGGCGAGACCUCAAGGACCUGGGCGUGAGCAAGGUGGGCCAUGUGAAGAGAAUCCUCCAGGGCAUCCGAGAGCUGAGCCGCAACAGCAGCGCCAGCGAGGCCUGAGCCCCGGCGAGGCCUGAGCCCCGGCGAGGCCUGAGCCCCGGCGAGGCCUGAGCCCCGGCGAGGCCUGAGCCCCGGCGAGGCCUGAGCCCCAGUGAGGCGAAGCCCCGUAGCGCCGCUCCAGGCGACCCACAAAUGAGCCUUGGGCUGGCUGGCGUGCCUUCAACGCCCAUCGACCUGAUGUUCACCCGUGUGCCUUGUGAUGUGACUAAUUAGCAUCAACUUUUAUUUCCAUUCCCACACUCUUGUCAUUAUUUAUAUUUUAGCUUUGCUUUGUUUUCUUUUUUAAGGCAAAAUUGGUGCAAGUUGCAGAGAAGAUAAAAAAACAUUUUGUAAAAACAUGGGGGG